Messenger RNA from Oncorhynchus keta (chum salmon), 4095 nucleotides. Its product is annotated as regulator of microtubule dynamics protein 2-like. The record is from RefSeq and is a predicted model, not a curated record. Gene Ontology annotation, cellular component: cytoplasm; spindle microtubule; mitotic spindle pole. The coding region runs from base 784 to 2055 and encodes 423 amino acids. NCBI's taxonomy places the organism in Eukaryota, Metazoa, Chordata, Actinopteri, Salmoniformes, Salmonidae. The transcript has 11 exons. Gene Ontology annotation, molecular function: microtubule binding.
UGGCAAGCUAGGUGACUGUGUCCAUGCCAUGGCAUGCCGUUUUCUUUAACAUUAUUCUGGCUCGCGAAUUGACUAGAUAAACUAGCUUGACUAUUAGCUAGCGAGCUAAUCCUGUUAACGUUAACCCUUUGCGCAAACAUAGCUAGCUAGUCUAAAAUUGAGGUGAAUGCGAGAACAUUACAGGAGAGUGACUUAUUUCUCCCCAGGAGGUCGUUGCCAGCUGUAGAUUGACAGCUAGCUACUAGCUAGCUAAGAAGGUCACUUUCUCAAACUCAUCUUUGCUGUCACUGUAUGGUUGCUGGGUUGCAGAAGUGUCGUGUCUUACUAGUUACAGUAGCUACAUUUUUAUAUCCCAAACUAGCUUGCUUGACCUUUCAAGUGAGGCACUCCACAUUUUGACAGCUAGCUGACCAGUCCAAUUACAAUACUGCCCUGAACAAUGACCUGUCUGUUGAUUUAACAGUGACUUUAAUUGGCUUUAGGGCAAUUUAUCCGUAGGUCUCACCCCAGUGUUAGUAGAAAAAGUUAAGAGCUUAGACAAAUACCCUAAAUGGUAUUAUUUUAGAGGCACAGAGAUUAUACCUGCUCGUCUGACAGAAGCUAUCAAAUCAAUUUGGAUACAGACUAGUAGAAUGUAAUUAGGUUAUAAUGGAGGUGAGGAUUGGGUUAGGCAUAUACAUCACAGGUAAAAGACUACAAGAGCUGAGGGCUGGCUAACUCAGCUCCUUGCUCAGUCAACUCUGCUGUACCCAGAUCUUGGACCUUUGCUGAUAUGCCGGCAGGAUGGCCCUGUCAGACAACAAGGCUCUGGUCCUGGGUGUGUUGGCUGGAGGGGCUGGCCUCAGCCUGGGCACUGUGUUGUUGUACAACAGUAGGAGGGCCGUGCCAACGAGUGGACAUGGUGUGCACAGUAAGCUGUACCUCAGCAGUAAUGACCAGCGGGUGACUGGAGCCAGUAUGGUGGUCAGGGAAAUGCCGGGUCAGGCUGUGGUUCUAGAUCGUCUCGCAGCGCUGAUCCAGUGUGUGUCAGAGCUGAAGGAUGAGGUGCGGGCCCUAAAGAGUGCCAUCCCAAAGCUGCUGGAUCACGUCAGGGAUGAGCUGAGAGGACGCAGCGGCCGGGCUGAGGGGGCUGUGGCUCGCGUAAGGGCAGGCCCACCAAACCGAACUACACCCACACGUAGGAGGAAAGUUGCAGGGGGAGUGGCCAGAGCUGGAGGCCAAAGCUCUGAGGAGGAGGCUGAGAGUGAAGGAGGGUACAUAACAGCUUUAACUGACUCUGAGGAAGAAGAGCUGAUUGAGGCUGAGGGUCAGAGUCUGUAUGAAGUGACUGUGAUCGAGCCUCUGAAUGAGUUCUCAGCCCUUCUGGAGAGGGUGGACGCUCUACACGAAGGCAGCGAUGGAGACAAGAGGGAGUGCCUCUGCACCAUGCUGGAUAAGCGGGAGCAGUUUGGACAGAACACUACGUUCUUAUGGCGACUAGUUCGGGCCUACGUGGAUGUUCAUGACAUCACUACCAACCUAGAGCAAAAGAAGACCCAAGCAGAAACUGGGAAGAAAGUUGGAGAGGAAGCCGUAAAACUGAACCCUAUGUGUGCCGAAAGUCAUCAGUGGUACGCCAUAAUGUGUGGCAUCAUGGCAGAGUAUGAGACUGUGCAGAACAGGAUAAAGAAUGGCUACAUCUUCAAAGAUCAUUUGGAUAAGGCCAUUGAGCUGAAACCACAAGAUCCUAUGUCUUACUACCUGCUCGGCCGCUGGUGCUAUGCUGUGGCUCAGCUGUCGUGGAUUGAAAGGAAAGUUGCUGCUACAUUGUUUGGAGAGCCUCCGAAUGCCACGGUCCAAGAUGGUCUGAAGAACUUCCUCAAGGUGGAGGAGAUCAGUCCCAACUACUCCAAAUUAAACUAUGUGUUUUUAGCCAAGUGCUACAGAGACCUGGGGAAAAAAAGUCAGGCCAGGAAGAUGUGUGAUGCUGCUACUUCAAUGGAAACCAUUUCCAAAGAGGAUGAGGGGGCACAGAUGGAGCUGGACACCCUUCUCUCUGCUCUAGGUGUUAAUUGAGGACAUUGUGGAAUGGCUCCAUCCUAUUGCAAGGGAGGAACCCAGGAUACUCUUCACUGGAAAACACACUAUGAAGGGAAGCCAAUCCAUGUCUUACUGUUGGGACAGUAUCUUCCUCGUGCUCUCUGGGAUUGGAGAUGACUGGAUCGGCUGUGCAUACUAGGGAACAGUGUUCUGGAGAACAAACUUAUCACAGACAUGUCAUGAUGUCUUAUGAAUGCAUAGUGCUUUGACAUCUGUUCGCUAAAGAGAUUGUGGUAAAAGGGACAUUUGGACCUAAAUCAAUCAAUGGUGUUGGUCCCAAUGGGAUAUACAUUAUCGACCACCUCACAUCAAUACAGUCAGCAAUUAAGUGUAGGGGACCAGGCAAUACAUUUUAUGAAGAUUUUAAUAAUUCUACUGAAGUUGUUUUCAAUACGAUUGAUCACCUGUAUCAACCCAAACAGAUAUAUCCAAAACAAAAACAUAAUCAUUUCAAACCUUGCUUACAUUUGUAUACAAUCACAUUAUCUCUAUUAUGCGUGGGAAUACUUGGGAACAGAUUUUCUAAAUUAAAAUGACUUGAAGCUGAUUUCCUGGUGUAUUUAGUCUUUUAUGUCCAACAAUGAAAAUUCACAAUAACAAAAACAUGUAUUCAUUUUUGCGCAGAAAAUUUUGGGGUCAAAAUAAAACCACUGGCGGACCAAAUUCGGCCGAUGGGCCAGUUGGGGAACCCUGGCUUAUCCUAAGAACUGCACAUACACAAGUGUGUUUUAAGGAGAUUCUGACACAAAUUCCUCAACAAUAAAGACCUAUGGUUUUGUGAAAGUGAUCCCACAGAACUUGUUGUUCCCUCCCUCCCGCCAUGUUCUGUUUCUGUUUUGUCUCUAGCAGUGCAUUCAAGUGGCAAUAACAAACCCGUUUUAAACAAAGGUGCAACCCAAACACAGCUCUCUGUCGCACUGUGACUACCGAGUGACAUUCUGUCCCUUUUACCCCCUGAUUGUAAUGUAACUAUACGGCACCCUAUUCCUUAAUAAGGUACACUACACUAGGGAAUAGAAGCUCUGGUCAGAUGAAAUGCACUAAAUAAGGAACAGGGUGCCAUUGCAGACUCAAGCUUGGUAUUAUUUGACCUGCAUUGAGUGUAGGUUACCAGGUCUUGUGUUCCUGUCACUGCCUGUGCAUGGACAGAGAUCAUGAUCACAUCGUUUUAAGAUGAAGGGGUUGAUAGGGGCGGCAGGGUAGCCUAGUGGUUAGAGUGUUGGACUGCUAACCAAAAUGUUGCAAGUUCGAAUCCCCAAGCUGACAAGGUACAAAUCUGUUGUUCUGCCCCUGAACAGGCAGUUAACCCACUGUUCCUAGGCUGUCAUUGAAAAUAAGAAUUUGUUCUUAACUGACUUGCCUAGUUAAAUAAAGGUAAAAUAAAUAAAAAAUAGGGAAGGAAAUGUGACCCCUAGACGGCUCCUUGGGUCCUCACAUUCACACAAGGUUGGGGUUCUGCUCAUCACAUUCCAGCUAGUCGAGGACAUUUUUGAGCAUAGAAUGUCAUUUGAGAUUAGAUCUUGUAGCUUAAUAGUCAUUGGGCAAUGUGCACGUCAGAGAUUUUAUAUCGUAUGCGAUAGCUUUUACUGAAUUUUGAAUGCUGUUCUAUUCAUUUUUUUGUGUUAAAAAAAUGCAAAUGGUGAGAUGGAUUUUUAUACUUUCAGUAUUUUUCAUUUGUAUGGUUUAUUUUUGGGAUUACUGGGAGGAAAGCAUGGGCUAUAAGAAUCUGUGGUUCUUUAUUAUUUCUCUUAAGUAUAAUUUAGUCUUCUGGAAACCAUUAACUGGUGUGUACUUUAUCCAACAGGUGAACUACAAGAAUGGUACUUGUUUUUGUUUUUGCCUUAUAAGUUUUUCUAUAUUCCAGCAAUAUGAAUGUAUGCUUUAGUUUUAUCUAGGGUGGUGCACAUUGCAGUGAAGUAAAUGAUAUUGUAAAUGAAAUACAUUAAACAUUAUAUAGACACCACUGAUCAAUGGUAUUUGAGUCUGCCAUUAGUCAAUAAAUAUGUGCAAUCUUGA